Periconia digitata is the source of this 1017-nucleotide messenger RNA. The record is from the annotation of a GenBank genome assembly. Lineage: Eukaryota; Fungi; Ascomycota; Dothideomycetes; Pleosporales; Periconiaceae.
GAGACAAUGUGCAAGGUCAUUCGAUAUCAGUACUCGUGCUACCACAAUAUCAAGCACGUCGCAUCUCGCUGUGGUGGGCAUCGAGUUAAACAAAGAGGCAACAACAGCUGUCCCAGAGCGGCUUGUUCCGCUGAGCCAUACGUGACUGUCAAGCUUGAAGGCGAUUGCGGGCAGUGUAUACAAGAGGCUUGGAACGCGGACCAGGAAGCCAGAAUCUCAAGAGCCGAGAUCUUCAAAGGUCAACUCCUUUCCCGCAAGGACGUCCCGUCCGCGCAUGCCCGCGCCGUGUACGACCAUAUCAACAACCUGGUUGCAACACUUCGCGAUGAAUUCAGCGUAGAGAAGUGGCGAAGGAAUUCUGAUUACCCGCCUUUGCGCCAACAAUCCCCCCCUCCGGUACGAUUGCGGCCGCAACUAGGUGAUGGCAGCAUUAGGUCGGAGACAGACUCGCAACAGACGAUAAACCCAACUUUUAUUGAUAGGUGCGCAAACCCUUCCAUGUUGAAGCAGCAGGUGCAGCCCGAAGAAGUUGUUAUUCCACCACCCGCUCUACCACCAGCGGAUGAGAAUGGCUGGAUUACGUUUGAGGUCGACGGCGAGGAGGAAGACUACGAGCGAAGUACAGAUCCACUGCAUCCAGUCAACACUGACAACUACGAUUUCCCUUGCGCUUCAGACUCAGACGUGCCCGAAACUCACGAGGAAAAUGCGGAUAGCGAGGAAGGCGUACAAAACUUCAUAUUUCCCUCUGACUGGGGAAUCCAGACUUGGAAGGAUCAUUCAGUAGCAGAGCUAGCUUGGGAGGCCAACGAUGCACACGACGACGAAACCCCAAAGCCCUAUCUAGACUCCGACCAAACGUCUCCGAUCGAAGAAGCUGCUACAUUAUUGACGAAAAAGAUAGUGGACGAUUUUUGGUCCGUCGUCGAUAUCGUCGACGGUCAUGCCAAUGAACAUCCAACCGCAUUGUGUUCAAGAAAGUCCAUCCCCGACAUUAUUACGCAAACCACUUAUUGA